AUGAACAAAACCGAUAGCGCUAGCGUGCUGGAUAUUUCUCAAUGGCCGAGUGCGAAGAAAUUCGUUUCUCGAUGUGAAGAGUUCCUGAGCGAAGUACAAGACUUAACUCCCGGGAAAGACCUAGAAGGCCGACUGAACAAAGAAUACGGCCCCGGAAACCAGUAUUAUGAAGACUUCUGCUCCCACAUCAAGCAAGGCCUGAGAGAAGGAUGGGUGGCGCAGACCGAAAUCGACGGACCGAAAUAUCGACGGGGCAAAAUCGCUCUUCCAUCAGAGGCAACCCGGUAUUUCAGCAUUACGACGGUGUACAUGGAAAGUGAAGAGGAGUACACCGGGCAGUACCAUGCUCACCCUUACGGGGAGAUCAACUGUGUCGUUCAGCUCGACGCCACUGCUGAGCUCAAGGCUGCCCGUGAUCUCGACCUGGCGGGCAAGAAGGUGCUACUCAUCGAGGCUCGCGACCGUAUUGGUGGCCGAACAUGGACUACAUAUGACGAGAAAGGAGAAUCUUACGAGAUGGGAGGAACAUGGGUUCAUUGGCAACAACCGCACGUCUUCACCGAAAUCCAGAAGUACGGGCUUGAUGACUUCGUUGAGACCAACGCUGUUCCGGAGGGAUCCACCAUCUACUCUAAAGCCAGCGUUGCAGGCCCGAUCGUUGCGCAGAGUGCUGAAGAGGCAGCUGGGAUGCUUGCCAAGAUUCAAAAGCUCGUGGCUAGAUUUCUAGAUGUUGAUGGCAGUGGCGGGCGUACGGUGAUCCCGUUCCCGUUCGACACAGCGAGCAGUAUCCGAAACAGCCACCUCUACUCAGCGGUCGACGAGCUGAGCAUCAAAGAUCGAGUUGAUCAGCUGGAAGACCUGUCCGAUGAAGACCGGGCAAUUCUCGAAGUGCACGCUGCCUCAUUCUUCGGUAUACCUUCCGACCAGGCCGCCUUCUCUGCACUCCUUCACACAUACGCGCUCUGCAAUUUCGACCCCAAGACGACUGAAGACGCCAUCAUGAAGUUCAAGCUAGCCACAGGCACCACGUCGUUGGCACUUGCGAUUCUGAAAGACUUCAAAGGCGACCGCUUGUUCUCUUCUCGAGUCAUGCAGAUCACUCAAACAGACAAUUUGCAUGGCGCCAGUGUCACGCUUGAGUCUGGGAAGCAGUAUCACGCCAGGGCGAUUAUAACCACCAUUCCGAUGAAUGUUCUUUGUGCGACCAAGUUCGAACCACCGCUGUCCCUCUUGCGUCAGGCUGCAUUGAAUGAAGGCGUUGUUUCGACCAAGAUGGGAAAGCUGUUGGUAACCACGUCAACCGAGCUUCCAACCGGAUACAACAUGUUGUGCGAGGGCGGCACGUUGCCCUUUGCAAGCGCUUUUGCCGACGGCACUAGGAACGGGGAACCUUUGCUUACUUUCCUGUGUCACCCAGGUCAUGACCUAGACUCCAAUGAGGACAAGAUACGCCUCAUAGAGACAUUACACCCGGAUGGGAUGAAGGUCACGUCUGCUCGAGCUCACCUAUGGUCGGAAGACCCUCUUGCCGGGGGCAUCAUGGCUGUUCGAAAGGCAGGGUUUCUUCGAAAGUAUUACGACGAGGUGCGAAAACCACACGGAAAAGUCUUUUUCUGUGGCUCUGACUUCGCAGACGGAUGGCGUGGGUUCAUAUCUGGUGCCUUCGAAAGCUCUUACCGUGUGACGAGGGAGGUUUUGACACUCCUAGAGCAUUGA
This is a messenger RNA of Colletotrichum karsti, 1716 nucleotides long. RefSeq lists its product as uncharacterized. The record is from RefSeq and is a predicted model, not a curated record. The transcript is spliced from 3 exons. Gene Ontology annotation, molecular function: oxidoreductase activity. NCBI's taxonomy places the organism in Eukaryota, Fungi, Ascomycota, Sordariomycetes, Glomerellales, Glomerellaceae. The coding region runs from base 1 to 1716 and encodes 571 amino acids.